AUGGCGUAUUACUAUGUUCAGUCUUGGUUUCAUCCGCUACCCGUGAUCAUAGAGGAUCUGGCAGGCAUGGGAGAUGGGCCAAACCAGCCGCCGGAUAAUAACCUCAGACUCACUCCAGACGGCUCACCACUACAUUCGAUCAUGAACGUUGGUGUCGCUCAGCCCAACAUGGGCUACGACGCCUUUGGGCAGUCGCGCUAUGCGGCAGGUGCGACUAACGCCAUUCCAAUGGACAUGCGCUCACUCGCAGGCGCUCUUCCGACCUUGCCCAUGCGCAACCAACAACAACAGUCGUUUCAGCAGUACCCUGGUGGCCAAAGCGCAAUGUACCAAUAUUAUUCAGGCGCACAGUUUGCCGGACAAACUGGCGCAGGCUUCAACCCCAACACAGCAGGUCCGGCUUUCCAGAACUACCAGUCACAGUCGAGGCAAAAUUAUGCAGGUGUUCCGAUCUCGACCCAGACGUUUCAAAGCGCGGGCCAGCAGGUCCCACAAGGAAUGGUCCAGAACAUUCAAGCAUAUCAUGCGCCAAACCAGCACCUUCUUCCAUCUUCACAAUACACUGCCUAUCCUAUAAGAGGCGGACAUAACAUGCGGAGUGGCGGCGGAUCACCAGGAAUGUACCAGAAUCCGCAACCACCAAUGACUCGAGCAAGUUCGGGCUCUUCAGCACAUGCCAGUUCGACCUCCUUUCUACGUGGACCUCCCAGAAAGCCUCGACAAUCGGGUUUCGCGUUAUGGGUUGGCAAUCUGCCACCCGGGACGAAUAUCGUGGAUCUCAAGGACUACUUCUCGCGAGACGCUACAGAAGACAUCGAAAGCGUCUUCCUCAUUUCCAAGAGCAAUUGCGCCUUCGUCAACUAUAAGUCAGAAGAAAGCUGCCAGGCAGCAAUGGGUCGCUUCCACGAGACACGGUUCCAGGGUGUGCGAUUAGUGUGUCGGUUGCGUCGUGGUAGCAACACUUCGCCAUCUCCUCAGCAAGAAGCGGAGAGGCAGAAUGUAACAUCGCCAAUAGAACAAGGUUCAGCGCAGCCGGAAGAACGAGUGAAGGAGAAGUUCUUCGUGGUCAAGAGCCUGACGCUGGAAGAUCUCGAACGGAGUGUGCAGAGCGGCGUGUGGGCGACUCAAGCUCACAACGAGGCAGCUCUCACGAAAGCAUACGAAUCUGCCGAUGAUGUCUAUCUUAUAUUCUCAGCAAACAAAUCAGGCGAGUACUUCGGCUACGCCAAAAUGGCAUCAGCAAUCGGAGACGAAGAGGCAGCCGCAAAGACGGAAGUUCUUCCCAAAGCUCCCACGACUAAUGACCCUGUUACGACACCAAGUCCCAAUCCGGGGGACUUACCACUUGCAAUAAUCACACCACCGACAGCGACUGCGCCACGCGGUCGCAUAAUAGACGACUCUUCACGAGGCACCAUAUUCUGGGAAGCGCUUAAUGCUAUCACAGAGCCUACAGGAAAAGACGACACGCAGACCACAGAAGCCGAGGCAAACCCAGUAAAAGUUGUACCCUCAGGCAGCGGUAACAUCUCCUCCGCUGAAGGCACGGGCUACGAGAGUUCCACCAGCGCCACUCUCCCGUCGCCCACUCCUCAAUCCUUUGGCAAGCCCUUCAAGAUCGAAUGGCUGAGCACAGACCGACUCCCUUUCUUCCGUACAAGAGGUCUACGAAACCCUUGGAACGCGAACCGUGAAGUCAAGAUCGCGCGCGACGGCACUGAGAUCGAGCCUAGCAUUGGCAGGCGGUUAGUGCAGAUGUUCCAUAUCAAGUUCCCGGAACCAGCGCCAAUGCAGAUGCAUCAACAGCAGCAGCAACAGUUGCAUGGACUCGGUUUUGGUGGUGGACGGGGGCCGGCGAUGGUGAUGUCCCCUCAACAGCAACACCAGCAAAGCAUAUACUCGGGCCAGAUGGGUCAGACAUUUUUGAUGCAGCAGCAGCCGCCAGCCGGUGGCAGCGGAGGUGGCGGGCCAGGCGGUGGAGGAGGGAUGGCACCUCCUGGCUUUCAGGGCUAUGCGGGUGGAGGGAACUACUGA
Messenger RNA from Cyphellophora attinorum, 2034 nucleotides. Its product is annotated as Zinc finger CCCH domain-containing protein 45. Gene Ontology annotation, molecular function: mRNA binding; N6-methyladenosine-containing RNA reader activity. Bases 1 to 2034 code for a protein of 677 amino acids. The transcript is spliced from 4 exons. The record is from RefSeq and is a predicted model, not a curated record. Gene Ontology annotation, biological process: regulation of alternative mRNA splicing, via spliceosome; mRNA splicing, via spliceosome. Lineage: Eukaryota; Fungi; Ascomycota; Eurotiomycetes; Chaetothyriales; Cyphellophoraceae. Gene Ontology annotation, cellular component: nucleoplasm.